Molecule: messenger RNA, 4926 nt
Organism: Hylaeus volcanicus
Lineage: Eukaryota; Metazoa; Arthropoda; Insecta; Hymenoptera; Colletidae
Product: A disintegrin and metalloproteinase with thrombospondin motifs 7-like
Exons: 17
Coding region: 1039-4641 (1200 amino acids)
Biological process (GO): proteolysis; extracellular matrix organization
Cellular component (GO): extracellular matrix
Molecular function (GO): metalloendopeptidase activity
Source: RefSeq, a predicted model, not a curated record
GUGCUUUUGCGGCCGACCGAGGUACAUAGGUGGGAACCACCGAGUUCUCCGUUUGAACGUAACCGAGUCAGAAGAGGCGGAAAAGAGGGGCGAGAUCGCGAUUGCGAGCACGAGCAUGAACGCGAACGUGAAUGCGAGCGCGCAGUAGAGGCCAUACGUAAUCCGCGUAUCGUACGGACGUGCCAUACGCGAACCGCGAGACGGGGGAGGCAGGAGGAGGGAGGAGGGAGAAGGGAGGAAGGAGGAGAGCGAGUGCAGGGCCAGCCGACCGAGAGGGAACAGGGACACGGAGAGGAGGAUCGUGUGUACGUAGAGCAUCGGAAGAGUGUACCAGACCACUAGUGUUGUGACGGCGACCGUGCCCACGACUUCACCGCCGAGUCGGUAUCCGUGUUCCGUCGUUCCUCUUCCCCUUUUUGUUUCGCGGUUUCGCUACGUUUCCGUACCUAUCUCCACCUCCGAACCUCCUUUGGCGAAGGAUCACUCUGACUCUCUGCUAGAAAAACUACCCCCUUCGUUUUCUCACCCCAUUUCGAGUCACCGUUCCUUCCACGGCUUCUGUGAAUCCACUCCUCUUGCGUCUCUCUAUAUUUCUCCCACCUGUGGUUCACGGUGGACCCGCGCACUCCCCCUUCCCGAGUACCAGACCCUCCCCCACGGGUCCUCGUUCCGUACCGCGGGCGCGAACGCGGCCGCGACCGCGAGCACGUUUCCAUGAUCCGUACCGACACUUCCGGCGAAAAGUGAAACGUCAGGCGAUGAACCAAAGAACUCGAUGAAUCGAUCGCUCGUUUGAGAGACGGGGGUGGCAGAACAACUCCAGUGCUACAUCCACGGGACCGUUGGUACCUACGAAGAACGUGCGAGCAGGUGUUUCGGAGUAGUCCAUCGUCGCCGCCAAACUCCACACCACGUGCUCCGAACAGAAACCCGACACGAUCGUUGGAUAAACAGACGACAGCUUAAAGGACGGGAGUUUAUCGACCUACCGACCCUUGCUGAUUUAUUAUAAAGUGCACUUUCAAUUUAGCCACAACCAUGCGCUAUCCAUUGAUACUUCAAGCGUUCAUCACCGUUGCGCAUAUAUUGCCUGAAACUCGUCUGCAUCGACCAAACGUCCGGGGUAUAUACACUCUGCAGGAACACGUUCACGGACACGAGAUCGUGAUACCGCGAAAGGUGAACCACCGAGGAGAGCUCGUCUCGCACAACGUGACCCAUCACCACCACGAGGAUGGAUCGGUAGUCCACUAUCGGUUCUCGGUGACCGGUAACGUGUACCACCUCGAGUUGACGGCCGUGGAUAACUUCAUCGGGCCUCGAAUGGUCGUCGAAAGACGAAAACGAGACGUACACGUCCGCAGUCUGCCGAAGAAUCGAUCGAGCAAAUGCCAUUAUCGAGGAUUCAUUCGUGGACAUCGAAAUUCUCAAGUUACCUUGUCGGCCUGUGACGGUUUGGCGGGUAUGCUGCGCGGCGAGCACGGGGAGUUCUGGUUGGAACCAGUCGCCGUUUCCCCGGAAGAAGAACGAGUCAGCCUGGAGGAAAGACUGGAAGACGCCGGCGCCGAGGAUCGGUCUGCGAGCGGGCGGCAACGGAAUCUCCACUCUGUGCUCGGUAGGCCGCAUCUCGUGUUCCGUAGAUCCUCCGAGCAGCCGCAGCUCGAAAUCGGCGCCGCAGCAACCGGCCGCACCAAGCGUCGACGAAAAAAGAAGAGAAAACUCGAGAGAAACUGUGGCACUCGCGAGCCGAGGAGAUUGACGGAAACACGGCUCGAGUGGCAGACGCAGCCAGGUCUCGUUCAAGUUCAAGGACGAGGAAGAAGGAAACACCAUCCGACGAAACGAUGGCAACGCUCCAAAAGAUCGAUCAGCCGACCCCGUCACGUCGAGGCCCUCGUCGUCGCCGACACGACGAUGAUGGCUUUCCAUCAGGACGGCGACGUCGAGACAUAUCUGCUGACCAUCAUGAACAUGGUGUCGUCGCUCUACUUGGACCCCACCAUCGGGAAUUUCAUCAACGUCGUCGUGGUUAGAAUUAUUCUCGUCGAGGAGGACGAGGCAGAACAAGGAUUGGACAUCACGGUGAACGCGGAUAGGACGCUCUACAAUUUCUGCAAAUGGCAACAGAAACUGAAUCCGUCGGACGACUCGCACCCGAAUCACCACGACGUGGCGAUUUUGGUGACGAGGGAGGACAUUUGCUCGAGGGCCAACACGCCGUGCAGCACUCUGGGGGUGGCCCACGUAGCCGGAAUGUGCCAACCGGAACGCAGUUGCAGCGUCAACGAGGACAACGGAAUCACCCUGGCGCAUACGAUUACUCACGAAUUGGGACACAACUUUGGGAUGUACCACGACACGGAGAAAAUCGGGUGCAGCAAACGAGACGGCGACACCCUGCACGUGAUGACACCAACCUUCGAAGUCGACACCAUCGGCGUGGCCUGGUCGAGAUGCUCCAGGAGAGACAUUACAAAUUUUUUAGACCAAGGGAAAGGUGAAUGCUUGGAAGACGAACCAGCUGACAACGAUUACGCGUAUCCAGAUUUACCGCCUGGCGCGAUGUACAACGCGGAGCAUCAAUGCAGACUUCAAUUCGGCGUCAGAGAGGCUUCCGUUUGUUCACCCUUGCAGGAGAUCUGUUCGAAAUUGUGGUGCAUCGUUGACGGUACUUGCACCACCAUGCUACAUCCAGCUGCUCCAGGAACCCACUGUGGGAAACACAUGUGGUGUCAAAACCAAGAGUGCGUGCCGAUCGUGGACAGGCCACGGCAAAUCGACGGCGGAUGGGGUGAAUGGGAUUCUUGGAGCGAGUGCUCGAGAAGCUGCGGUGCGGGUGUCUCGAUCGUCGAGCGGAAAUGCGAUCAUCCAGAGCCAGCGCACGGCGGCAAGUUCUGUAUCGGUGAGAGGCGUCGAUACAAAAUUUGCAACACGCAAGCUUGUCCGGAAGGCACGGCCAGCUUCAGAGCCGUUCAGUGCAGCAAUUACGACGGCAAAGAGUACAAGGGGAAAAAUUACACCUGGUUACCGUAUUUCGAUCAAACGGAACCUUGCGAAUUGUAUUGCACCGAUACAGAGGAAAGCGUAAUCGUUCCAUGGGGUGAAGCAGCUAUGGAUGGUACACCUUGUAACGUUGGUACCAGGGACAUGUGUAUCUCUGGAAUCUGUCGAAAGGUCGGUUGCGACUGGACGGUCGAUUCCGACGCCACCGAAGACCGGUGUGGCAUUUGCCACGGGGACGGAACCCAAUGCGAAACAACCGGAGGUGUUUACGAGAAGAACGAUGGUCCGGGAUACAAACAGGUGGUCGUUGUCCCGUCUGGCUCGAGAAACAUCAAAAUCGAAGAAAUCGGUAACAGCAAGAAUUACAUUGGCAUUGGUGUGCCGAAUUCCGACAAGUACUUCCUCAAUGGGAAACGGCAGAUCACCUUAGCGGGAGAAUAUGAAGUGGCUGGAACUCCAGCUUUGUACGAACGUGAUCGCGAUAGGGAGAAAAUCCGAAUUCCUGGCCCUAUCAAAGAGGACAUCGCAAUCUAUUUGAUUUCCAGAGGACAUUAUCGCAAUUUCGGAUUGAGGUACGAAUACACUGUUCCGAAGAAGGAGCCAGAUCGUGCGCCAGAAUAUACUUGGGUAUUUUCGGAUUGGUCGCUCUGCACAGCCACUUGCGGAGGCGGUACCCAAAUCUCGAAAGCUCUCUGCACCGAGAAGAAGAGCGAAGUCGUCGAGGACCAUUUUUGCGAGGCCAUCGAAAGAUUAGAACCGAUAUUGAGAGAGUGCAACCUGAACCCUUGUCCUGCCAGAUGGUGGGUCGGGCCAUGGCAAAUGUGCCCUGUAACUUGCGGAGAGGGUGCCCUUCGAAAGCGAUCGGUAAUGUGCGUCUCCUCGGGAAUGGGUUCGAAUCGUUCAGACCUGGCUUUGCCCGACCGAGACUGCAACAAAGAUGCGAGGCCCGAGGAAGUUAGCCCGUGUCCCAAUUUACCGCGUUGCGGUUCCACCACUGACCACCCUUUGAUCGUCUACGCGGAUAACAAGGACGCUUCCUUCUACAACGUAAGCUCGAACGAUCAAGAUGGUAUCGCGAUCGUCGAUGGUCUGACUACCGAAGAACCGGAAAUCCUCGAGUUCGACAACGUCGUCGACGAGAACCCAGACAAUUCGAUGUACAAUACCAAAUCGAAAUGGAUCGUUUCGAAAUGGAACCACUGUGCCAACGGAAAGAGAAGCAGAAAAGUGACCUGUUCGGUACAAGGAGACUGUAGUCCCGAAAGCAAACCGACCACUGUUGAACUGUGCCAGGGUGGAAGAUGGGUCACUGAAAGUUGGGGAUCCUGCAACGCGUCUUGCUCAUCGAGACUCGGCGUUAAACGCAGAAAAGUCGAGUGUCGCGAUCGUAUAACGGGAUUACUGACCGACGACUGUAACCCCGAGAGAAGGCCAAUCGAUACAAGACGUUGUUAUCACAGGCGGCAGUGUCCAAAUGAUAAAACUGAAUGCAGGGACACCAUCGUACCAAAUUCGAUGUGCACAACGUAUAGACGCAUGUGCGACAUGUCAUCGAUCGUUCAAGACAAAUGUUGCGCCACGUGUUUGAAAAAACGCAAACACGGCCGCCAAAAUAGACGUCACAUCGUCGACGAUUGAACGAUUAACGAACCAUCGGAAAAACGAAUCUCGAAACUCGUCCGCCGCGAGGGUAAUGCUCCCUUUGUGAAACUCAAACCGUAUUAAUACGUUUGAUAAUAUACGUGUAAAUUAAUUAUUUUAACACUGUAGAUAAAUCAGGGAGUUUGUGAUGUUUGCAACUCCCGUAAUUCUAACGGUGCAAAUACAGAAAUUACAAUUCGCACGAUGUGCAAAUGUUUGUGUACAGAUACACGGUAUAUUUUUUAAUUAAAUAGCAUAAAUAAAGAUUAACUUUGAAUCUUA